AUGCCCCCACGUCCGACGAGGCCGAUGGGAAAAAAGAACCCCAAGCCAGCGCGUCCCAGGCAACUUGCGCCUCGUGAUGUUUACAUCAGGGCGUGUGCAGAGGCAGGCCUCAAUCCGAAUAGCGGCGUGCUCGAUAUUCUCUCCGCCAACCAAGGGCCGGCAGGCAUUGAGUGCAUAGAUGUCAGCCGCAACUACUUGGGUGACAAAGGUGUCCUGCCGCUACUGGCCGUUGUCGAUCGAUGCCCGAAUCUGCUGGAGAUCGACCUCUCUGAAAAUGGCCUGCGCAACAAUGCUAUCCGUGCGCUUUGCUCAUCUGCUGUGAAGCACCCGUCGCUGCAGCGCAUCAAUGUCUCGGACAAUUACAUAAGUGAGGGUGCUGCUGUGCAGCUUCAACAGCUUCUCGCGGACAGUCCAAGGGUGUGUUGGCUUGGGAUAGACAACACCAAGAUAGAUGUUGAAUGGCGUGUGAAGUUGCGUGACCUUGUUCGUGCGAACGCAGCUUCAAUGAUGCAGCGAGAUGUAAUUGAACAACCUCAGUGA
Messenger RNA from Trypanosoma grayi, 540 nucleotides. RefSeq names its product cAMP-dependent protein kinase regulator. The transcript has a single exon. The record is from RefSeq and is a predicted model, not a curated record. Gene Ontology annotation, cellular component: perinuclear region of cytoplasm; nucleus; cytosol. Gene Ontology annotation, biological process: nucleocytoplasmic transport; activation of GTPase activity. NCBI's taxonomy places the organism in Eukaryota, Euglenozoa, Kinetoplastea, Trypanosomatida, Trypanosomatidae. Gene Ontology annotation, molecular function: small GTPase binding; GTPase activator activity. The coding region runs from base 1 to 540 and encodes 179 amino acids.